Molecule: messenger RNA, 680 nt
Organism: Malaclemys terrapin pileata
Lineage: Eukaryota; Metazoa; Chordata; Testudines; Emydidae
Product: ropporin-1
Exons: 6
Coding region: 42-680 (212 amino acids)
Source: RefSeq, a predicted model, not a curated record
CACAGAGAGGCUGAGAUUCCUCAGCCUCCGGUGCAGUAAUUAUGCCAUAUACAGAUAAGCAAAUAUGCAUCCCUCCAGAACUGCCAGAACUGCUGAAACAGUUUACAAAAUCUGCUAUUCGAACCCAGCCUCCAGAUCUGCUCCAAUGGGCGUCUGAUUACUUUAGUGCCGUGGCCCGUGGCGAUAUACCUCCAGUAAGGGAGCGAUCGGAAAGGGUACCUUUGUCAAACUGGGCAGAACUCACUCCAGAGCUCUUAAAGGUCUUACACCAACGAGUGAGUGGCAGACUGAUAAUCCAUGUAGAUGAACUGGCCCACAUGUGGAAGGUGCUGAAUCUCCCAACAGAUUUAUUUGAGAGUGUUAUGAAUGUUGGUCGUUUUACCGAAGAAAUUGAAUGGCUUAAGUUUUUAGCCCUGGCAUGUAGCUCUCUUGGAGUUACUAUUGCAAAAACACUGAAGAUUAUAUGUGAGGUUUUAUCCAGCGAUUAUGACAGUGGACCCCCACGUAUUCCUUUUAGCACUUUCCAGUUUCUCUACACAUACAUUGCUGAAGUGGAUGGGGAGAUUUCAGCAUCUCAUGUCAGCCGAAUGCUGAAUUACAUUGAACAGGAGGUCAUUGGACCUGAUGGCUUAAUCAAGGUGAAUGAUUUUACCCAGAAUCCACGGGUCAGACUGGAAUAG